Hemicordylus capensis (graceful crag lizard) is the source of this 6201-nucleotide messenger RNA. It is a transcript of the gene RHOU, whose product is annotated as ras homolog family member U. Gene Ontology annotation, molecular function: GTPase activity; GTP binding. The transcript has 5 exons. The coding region runs from base 1146 to 2000 and encodes 284 amino acids. The record is from RefSeq and is a predicted model, not a curated record. Gene Ontology annotation, biological process: small GTPase-mediated signal transduction. NCBI's taxonomy places the organism in Eukaryota, Metazoa, Chordata, Lepidosauria, Squamata, Cordylidae.
AAAGCCUCUCUGGGUGGUCUGUUUUUCCUUUAAACUAGUGUUUAUCUGUAGGAUGUGCAGAACAAUCUUAUAUGUAUAGAAAUAAGUUUCCUUGAGCGCAGUGGGAUUUACUCCCAGCUAAGGGUGUAAAGCCUCAAUUGCAGCCUGAGAUUCGAGAACCAAUCUGAGUUCAGUGGUUUGUGGCAAAAGGUCAUCAUUUUUAAAUAGCCGAAGGGCACAGUUUCCCCAGAAUAUUGCAAAGUGAUAUAGCAAAGCUUGGCAACAAGAGCCAUAAAUCUACAACCUUGUAGGAAAAGCAAAGCAGGGCAUUUUGGGUUCAUAUAGUGAAGGAGCAGCCUAGGGAUGGAAUAGCAACAAUGGCAUGGUUGGCAGCCAGCAAUUGCACGUGGUGGUGAUGCAUCGGGCUAGUUUUUCCUAGAAUGAUAAAUUCUCUCCUCGGAACUAAAAGGAGUGUGAAAAGAAGAAGAGCUUCCCUAGGGGAAAAUGUAAAUAUUUGCAUUGUCUUCCCUGUGAUUUAAAGCAAGGAGGGCUUGGGGUUUGCCUUUGUGCCAGGACUUUGAAAACACAAACGUGACAAGAAAAUCAAUCCUCAAGCAAGGGCGGGGGUCGGGGGUGGUGGUGGUGGUGGAAACCUUGGGGUCUUUGGGACAGCUCUCUUUUUGUGCCAUGAAAGUGUCUUCAUUCAGUGAUGAAUGAAGCGCUGCCUGCUGUCUGGAGCGCCGCCUGCUGUCCAUAGCCUCUAGUCUGGAGCAAGCAGGGCUCCUGCUAGUCGGCUGGCUCGGCUCCGCCCUCCAUGGCCCGCUCCCUCGGUGUAUUAUGUCAUCUGCUGCAAGCAGACCGCCUGCUCGGGCUGGAGAGUAGUCUGCACAGUGUAAGGCAAGGAAGAAGGAAGCGCGUGCAGAGCUGCUGGAGCAAGGAUUCGCGUGUGGCUGGCUUCGGAGGAGCCUCCCGCAUCGGGGCUGGCUGGAAAGCGGCAAGAGAAGCUGGAGCUGCGACCACAGGGGACCGGGAAGGAGGAGGCUUAGCUCCCUGGGGCUUUUGCAGCUGCCUAGGAAGGGUCGCCUCCCCAGCAGCGCUGCUGUGCCUUGGCUCUGUCUCGGCAGAUCCCGCUGUCCUCUGGGGUCUCCCUCACUGGGGCCAGGCGGAUGCCCCCGCAGCAAGAGGGAGAGACGGGCUACAUCAGCAAGCCGCUGCCGGGUGGCUGCGAUGGCGGGGGUCGGGGGGGGGGUGGUGGUGGCGAUGUGCCGCCGGUGCCCCCACGCCGAUUCCGCAGCGGCCGAGCCGCGGCACUGGGGGCCGCCCUGGGGACCCGCUGCCGGGCCGGAGCUGGCGGUGGCUCUGGGGGAGCCGGAGCGGAUCCCCGGCGCAGCAUCAAGUGUGUGCUGGUGGGAGACGGCGCGGUAGGCAAGACCAGCCUGGUGGUGAGCUACACCACCAAUGGCUACCCCACGGAGUACAUCCCCACCGCCUUCGACAAUUUUUCAGCUGUUGUGUCAGUUGAUGGUCGACCAGUGAGGCUGCAGCUCUGUGACACAGCUGGCCAGGAUGAAUUUGACAAGCUCCGGCCACUGUGCUAUACCAACACAGACAUCUUUUUGCUCUGCUUCAGCGUUGUGAGCCCUUCCUCUUUCCAGAAUGUAAGCGAAAAGUGGGUUCCCGAAAUCCGAUGCCACUGCCCCAAAGCACCUAUUAUUCUCGUUGGGACACAAUCGGACCUCCGGGAGGAUGUCAAAGUCCUCAUUGAGCUAGACAAAUGCAAAGAAAAGCCUGUGGCAGAGGAGGCCGCGAGGCUCUGUGCCGAGGAAAUAAAAGCUGCCUCUUACAUCGAGUGCUCCGCUUUGACUCAGAAAAACCUCAAAGAAGUCUUUGAUGCAGCCAUUGUUGCUGGCAUUCAGUACUCGGAUACCCAGCAACAGCCAAAGAAAUCGAAAAGCAGGACUCCGGACAAAAUGAAAAACCUCUCCAAGUCUUGGUGGAAAAAGUACUGUUGUUUUGUAUAGUGCAUUUGCAAAGACUUCACAAAAAGCAACCUAAUAUGGAGAGCGGCUAGAAGCUAUAUUAGCUCAGAAUCUCUGUUUCAGAGUGCCAUAGACUGAAUUCCACAAGUGUACACGUUGCUGAAGUCACCCAUUUUGAUUGGAGGAGGAGAUGGAAAAACUUGAGAUAGCUGGUUGUUGAGGGUUUUCAGCACUAUUGAUAGAGUUUCCUUAUGUUUAAUUUCUUAUCAAGGUAUGCAUGCCCCACUACUGUGAAAAUGAAAGCUGUACAAAGGACUUGACUAUAUUCAGAAGUGGAAGAAGCCAAAUCAGAGGUCUUUGCUAAGAAGGCUGUUUGGAAAUGGCAAAGGACCAUAGGAGUUACAGAGUUGUAUAGGUGGAUUUUGGCAAACGUGUGCCUCUUAUAACAUUUAAAUGCUGCUUCCCUGCCUUAUUUUCAGUCCUGUGGUCUUCAGAUAUGAUCAAAUGCAUUCCAGAAACAUCCAUAGCAUUGACGAAUAAGCAGACCUGCACGUAAAUUCUGUAUACUUUUCUUAAGGUGAUAUGCCUGCUUCAUACACAGUAUAGGGAUGUCUAAUAUGGUGAGCUGCUUGCACAAUGGCAUCCUAUCUGUAGUCUCAUGAUUCGCAAAUCCCUUUUACAUGGUGUAAUGUGCAUGCAUGGUGAAUGAUUUAAAAAACCCUGGUAUCUUAAACAGCAACGGGCUCCUUUUCUGCCUAUAGAUACCCCAUGAUGGUCAAUUUACUUUUAUCAGUUUAUAAAGUCUGAUUUAUUUAUUUUUAGGAUGCACCAGGUAUAUGAAAUGCCACUCAAGAUGUAUGUGUUCUGUGUCCAUAUAAUGUUUUCCAUAUGGUAAUAUCAACUGAGGACAUUAUAGUCUUUUUUACACUGCCAAGUACCACACAACUACAUAUCUUGGUUAGAGCUAUUUUACCUCAUGUAUACAGUAUCUGUUAGUGUAAAGGAAGGUGGGAUGUGAUGACCAUCACUUUAUGGCUGUAGUCCUCAACACUUGGAAGUCUACCUAUCGAAGGCAAUGGAACUUUCUUCCAAGUCAGUUUUCAUAGUAUUGGGCUAAUUGUGAAUUGGCCCUGAUACAAAAUAUGCCAAUCCCCCCCCCCCCGCCCCCGGCCAACUUUUCAUAUACCAAUUGAAUUUUUUCAGUUUUUUUCUUUAAAAGCUACAUUGUUCACCAUCAGUGGUUAUAACUACCUGGGCUUAAAAAAAGAUAGUUAUUAUGUACAGUCUUCCAUAUUGUUUCAAACAUGCAACAUAUUUGAAAGACCUUUGAAAGAAAUCAGUAAAAAUUAACAAAAUGGCCUCCUUUCUAGAAUAGAUUAAAGUGAGAUGAGCCUGAAAGGUUGCAGAGCAAUAUCUACUAUAUUAACAGCCUAUGUGUAUUCUAAUAAAAUAACUCAAAAUUCUGGAUUAUGGAGACUGAGGAGACUUGGCUACUUUCAGGAUUGGUGUCAAAGGGUGACCAGGUCACGCACCAGCCAAGGCCCCACCUGGCCAACCCUUAUUCUCCAGGACCCACUUCAUUAUCUGGUGGCAGCAGUGGUGUGAGUCAUACAGAUUUGCUGCUGCUGUCUUUGACUAGCACCCUCCCACACUGGCCAAUACUAAUGUCUUCCAGAGGCUCCUGUGUCAUUAUUGGGCCUUAAGGGGAUGCUCUCAUUGGCCAGUUGCCAAAAGACUUGCAUGGCAGCUUCUUUUCCUCUUACCCUCCCCAGUCCAUAUCAGCCAAUGGAGGAGGAAUGGAUGUGACAGCAGCUCUUCCCUCUCUUACCAUCUGAUGGUAGGAAUGGGAAGAGCUGCCAACAAUAAUGACUCCCCUCCCCAUUUCCUGGUAAGCUGGAGGGCGGAGUGCCCAACACACCAUGAGGUGGGGGCAAUGCAAGACUUGGUUUGUGGAAUGCUGGGUUGGAAAAAUCCCAGGUAGCUGGUUGCCUACCUAUUUUUCAACCCCUACAUGGAGUUGAUGCCAAAAAACUUGCUGAUGGCUCUUGAAGGAAACAAACAAAAAUCAGUCCUAUUGGUAUGUAUUUCCUUUUUAAAAUGUUGGUAUUCUCCUUGAACAGAUUUCAUCCCCUCCUGUCUUGUCUUAUUCAGCUCCAACAGAAUGUUAAAUUUUUUAUCAUCCAUGCAUACAAUAAACAUAUACCAUUUACAAAUAAAUGUAAAUAACAGUGAAGAAUAACCCGUGUUAUACACAGUUCCUUUAAGACAGAGAUGGCCGAGUCUUUUUGCUUCCAGUGUUGAGAAAGUUAAUUGUGUAAUUUAGGACCAACCUACAUGUUAGGGUAAAUGUAUAGUUUGGCUCUGCCUGUGUGUGUGUGUGUGUGGUGUUUAAAGCAGGUGUUGGGAGAUCCGGACUGACGCCACAGCAGGUGGGAGGGGAUGUUCAGCCCUUUGCCAUUGCCACAAGGAAGUUACCUCUCAGAGCAAGUAGCAGCUGUAGUCUGAAUCACCCCUUCCUCCCAGCUUGGGGCUGCUGUUUAAGUUUUAAAAAGCACACAUGCCAGGACUGAAGGAUGCCUUCAAGGUAAUGUGUAGUUUGACCCCUACAGUUCCAGCCCUUUCCACUCCCUUGUUAUGUUUCACAGUACUGCAAACUCCAGAGAAACCGGAAAAAGUUUACUAUCUGGUUUGCUGCUUAUUUUGUUCAUGCUGGUUCUUGGAUUUUUUUUCUUCUUCAAACCCUUUUCUUAGUUUGUAUUACAUGUUUGUUCUCCUGCCUCUGUGUGCUUACCCCCAGAGAUGCCAGGCUUGAUAUCACUGAAUGAAGCUCAGCUUUUGGAAAUGUUCUCCUUUUCCAGUAGAGUAAAAUGAUUCUUUGUGUUACAAAGGGCAAACUACAAAAGACAAAGGAGAUCCGUGAUCAUUUCUACUGACAUUUCUACUUUUAGUUAUAAGCUGCCAUGGGGGCCCUGGAUUAGAUCAGAGUAGUGGACUCAGGAGAGAUUUUUUUUAAUUCUCCCCACCAUAUCAUUUCCUCAGUCACUCUUCUCCUUCUCUUCCCCCUCCCUUUUCACUUUGUUGAUGAAAACAUACAGAGAGGCUGAUAAACAGCAAUCUGGGAAGAACUCUUGAGUUCCUUUGGUACAUAUCCUAGAAUACACAUACAACAAUUUUACCAUUAGCAAGUACUGUAUCUAUGUAGAUGUUGAUUAAUCUAACAAUAAGAGCAUGAAUACUGGAACAUAUCCAAAACCUGUGACCAGAUUACUUCUUUUCCUAAUGGCCUCAUUAGUCUGAGAGUCCUGCAUAUGAAAGAUAGUUGUGCAAACCUCUUAAUAAAGUUGGCUAUAAUACUGUUUCUGACCUACUUAAAGAAAAUGUUGAGAUAUAUAAAUGCAUUAUGGAAUGUAUGGGAUUUUGAUGCCAUGAGCUACACAAUGGAAACCUUUUCUGGAGUGAAAAAAGCCUGAUUUAAUAAAAAUAUGUUGGCUUCUGUAGUGCCACAGUCUGGAAAACCAGUUUCCAUUGCACAGAAAGUGUAUGUACGUUAACUUAGUUGCAUUUGGUCAACAACAGAUGCAAAAUAGGUAGAACAUCUGGUUUGCUGAAUUCCUAUAUCCUAUGCUUUGGCAUUAUCUUAAGUGUAUGGAUACUGAUUUGAAUGUAAGGUCCAAGAUUUCCUCCCUGCCUCUUUAUUGCUCCUCUGUAGAAUGAGAAGAAAAGAUGGACAAUUAAAUUUUUAUCAGGAGUUGAAAAAGAACACAGUGCUUGCUGGAAAGUGAGUGGAACUUUCCUCCUUCCCCAUCAACAAUUGAUACAUGCAAAGCCAGAAAGAGAUGGGUACAUUCCAUGAGCAAGCAGCCAGUUUCAUAGAGUCUGGAAAAGCAUUGUUUCCAAUGUAGCCUGUUGCGACUGUUUUGUAAAAAAAUGUGCUAUAACUUGUAAUAAGCCCUUGAUUUAGGUACAAAUGAAUUAAGUGAUUUAAUAAUGCUGCAGAUACCAAUAUACCAGAGGCUACAUAGCGUCUUUCUAGCCUUAGAAGGAAUGUUCCUUUUAAAAAAUCACCAGUAAUUUGCAAGUUUGAGUAGGAGAUGUCUCCUGUAGUCUAUAAUACGAUGUGCCUUAUGACAUACUUUUUGUUUGUUUUUGUUUUCAAAGUGUAGGCUAUACUUAAAAACAAAGCUGUCUGUGAGAACAAUAUAAACUCAGUUAAAAAAAAGAAAAAUAAAUCCUGAUCUCUUUG